Megachile rotundata (alfalfa leafcutting bee) is the source of this 4527-nucleotide messenger RNA. It is a transcript of the gene MBD-R2, whose product is annotated as PHD finger protein MBD-R2. NCBI's taxonomy places the organism in Eukaryota, Metazoa, Arthropoda, Insecta, Hymenoptera, Megachilidae. Gene Ontology annotation, cellular component: NSL complex. Gene Ontology annotation, molecular function: DNA binding. The record is from RefSeq and is a predicted model, not a curated record. Gene Ontology annotation, biological process: regulation of transcription by RNA polymerase II.
AUUAAUAACGUGUACGUAAUUGCGUUAGUUUGGUGUUUUGUUCUGAAUGUUACUUGUAAUAUUUAAUUGUUUUCUGAAUUACAAGGACUCGUGUCAGAGCGAUCGACACAGAGUUAUUUGUUUCGUGUCCACCUUGUAGUUUUAUGAAUAGUUUGGCAAACACUUCUUUCGUGAUACGUUGCUAUGUAGUACCGGUGUAAAUGAAGCGGCGGCGUAUAGCGCGGUCGCGUGGUAAAGGGAUACCGCCUUUGAGGAUGAUGAAAAUGGCGCGCAAAUGUUGCGUGCGUAGCUGUGAGGUUGAUGUGCAAGAUGCUCGAGCCAAGGGUUUACCGCUUCAUAGGUUUCCAAAAGACAGCAAUUUGAGAAGUAAAUGGUUAGCCAGUGGUGGAUUCGAGACAACUUUUAAACCUUCACCGGGUCAGGUUGUCUGCCACAGACAUUUUAAACGUGCUGAUUACGAAGCCGCUAAGGGACAUAAAUUACUUCUGCGUAAAGGCAGUGUUCCGUCAGUUUUUGCAGAUUAUGACAAUCAUCCAGAUCCUGUGAUAAUGUCUGUGAAAUCAUCAACUUCUUAUGCGCAGGAGGAUUUGGAUCUCAUUAAUUCUGAGAUUUUAAAUUUAGAGCAAUCUAUUUCACCAUUGGUAUCUGAAGCAAAAACACAAAAGGUUGAUACCUCUAAAGAAACAUGUGCUUCUGAACCAGCAUCAUUAGUUGAUUCUUCUAAUGAGUUAGAUUCCAAAGAAAUACUUGAUAAUGGAUAUAAAAAUUCGAAUGUAAAAGAAAAAAACAGCAUAAAACAAGAAAAAGUUCCUGCACAGCAGGAAGUAAAUGAAAAUUCAGAAGUACAAGUAAAUACUGUUGCAGUGCAGUUAGGAAUUGUAGAAUCAGAUAUAGCAAUGAAGGAUAUACAAAAAAGUUUGAUCAUAAAGGAAGAAUUAAAAAACGUUAAAAUGGAGGAUGAAAAAGUAUUUGAGAAAACAGAUGAAUUAAAACCAAAGAUUUUGAACCGAGGUGGAUUAAAAUUUUUUCCUGGUGCCAAAUUAGAAGCAAAAGAUUUCAAUGAAAAAUGGUAUUCAGCUAAAGUAGUAGAAACUGAUUGGGAUGAAAGAGAAGUCUUGAUUCAUUUUGAUAAAUGGAGCUCAAGAUUUGACGAAUGGAUACCUAUGGAUAGCUCCAGAUUACGAGUAUUACAAACACAAUCAAAUGAAGAAACUUGGGAUCUGCCAUCUUCGGAAGAAAAAAUGAAAGAUUUUUCAGUAGGAGAAAGGAUACUUGCUACAUGGGCUGAUGGUAGAAAAUAUCCAGCCAAAGUGAAUGCAGUUUUAGGGAAUGAUAGGUAUGAUGUACUCUUUGAUGAUGGAUAUGCAAAGACAGUUAAAUCGUCAAAAAUGACAAAAAUUACUCCAACAUCCACAAAGCAAUUUAAUCAAACUGAAGAAUAUAUAGGAAGCAAACAAGAAAGAAGAGAUAAGAAAAGAAAACAUACAGUCAUGGAGUUAUUUCAUACACAUUCUAGAAAACGAACAAAGAAUGAAGGAGAUAAAUUAUCAAAAAAACAAGAGGUAGCAAUACAUGAAAAUGGAGAUGUACCAGAAAAAAUUGAUUUAGAUGGUACUUUGUUUGGUCCUUGUUAUGAUCCCGGAACGGAUCUAUUACGAGGAUUUGACACUAAUAUAUCAAAAAUAAAAAGUUUUCCAAAAAAGACUAAGAAAGAUAUCCCAAGAACUGAUAUAAGUCAGGAAGAUGAUGUAGGACCUGAGUGGAUAGAUGGAGAACCACAAGGAACUGAAUCUUAUAUAGUAGAUGGAAAUGAUGGGCCUCGUCGCUCAAUAAUCGUUGCAGAUAAAAGAUUACCGCCUGGAUGGCAAAAACAUUUUACGCAAAGAAAAGCCGGUACAUCUGCUGGAAAAUGGGAUGUCUUAUUUCUUCAUAAAUCAAGUGGAAAAAAGUUUAGAUCGCGAAAUGAUAUCAAAGUAUUUCUGGAAAACCAAGGGCAGUUUGAUUUUGAUCCUGAAAAAUUUGAUUUUUGUAUUCAUCGGAAAAAGAAAAACUAUGGACAAAAAGUAAAACAACCUAUUACUAUGGAUGUACCAAAAAAGAUUAAAACUUUAUUACCUAAAGCAAAAGCACCAACAUCAGAAGAUUCGUUGCUGGUUUCAACAAGUACACCAGUUACAACAUUAGUAUCUACAUCAACAACAUCCAUCACAGAUGGUGCUGUUUUCAUUGGUGGACUUCGCGUAGAAAUGGAAGACAGUGCUUACAAGUGUCCAAAACAGGGAUGUAAUAAAACAUUUCGUAAAGAGAAUCUUUUACAAAUGCAUAUAAAACAUUAUCAUCCAGAAUAUUCCAAAUUUUUGGGAUCUACGCCAAAUGUUGCAGAUUUAGCAUACGCAAGAACAAUUGGGGAAUCCGUUGAAGAUAUUAUUCCGAAAAAAUCAAAUAAUUUACUAGACAAAUGUAAUAAACUUGGAAAGAAAAAACCUGUUCAUGAGAAAACAUUAUACACUGCACCAUCAUCUCUAACGACUUUUGUUCAAUCUACAUCACCAAAAGUAAUUUUAUCAACGGCAUCAGACAUAGAAGAUGAAAUAGAUCAAGUAGAAAAAAGUAACGAUGUACCAGCAGAAGACAUUAAAUCAGAAAGAAUGUCUCCAAUUUCGAGUUAUAGCGUCGAUAUGGAUGAUGAAAUUGAAAAGAAACGAGAUGCUUCAGCAAUGUCCCCUGGAACAUUAUUUGACAUGAAAAUCAAAGAAGAAAGAACACAAACUGGCAUUAAAACUCUUCUUCCUGUAAGACCGGCAGUAUCUUCAGAGAUACAAAGAAUUGAUAGACCAAAAUCUUUAGACGAAGUUAUUAAUAUUGAUAGAAUGAAGGGUCAACGAAAACGACAAUUAUCAGAAUACAGUUCUGAUGGAUUAAAUAGGAAUAAACGACGUCAAGGUAUUCAGGAACUAGAUGAAUAUGGUGAUUUAGAUGAUAGUGCUUUGGAUACUGAUGAACCGACGACGCUUACAUAUAGAUAUAGUCGCAGAAAAUCAGAUUCCAGAAGUGAUGAAAAUAGCCAGAGUAGUCAACUAAAUGAUUCUCGCGUUGAAAAAGAUGAUACUUUGAAAGGGGAUAUUGCUAAAAAAGAUACUAAUGAUGGGGAAGAAACUGAAGGUGUUAUGAUGAUGAUUAAUGGAGAAAUGAUAAAGGUUGAACAACUGCGUAGAGAAGAAAUAAUAAAUUGUACCUGUGGAUUUAUGGAAGAAGAUGGUUUAAUGAUACAGUGCGACCUUUGUUUAUGUUGGCAACACGGGCAUUGUAACGCAAUAGAAAGAGAAAAAGAUGUACCCGAAAAAUAUGUUUGUUAUAUUUGUCAGAAUCCAUAUCGACAACGGCCAUCUAAAAAGUAUUUCCAUGAUCAAGAUUGGGUGAAGGAGGGAAAACUGCCAAUGUUAUCUGAUCGAACCAAAAAUCAGUAUCGAAUAAAUAAGAGGACGGCUAUGUUGAAACGUUCUUAUGAUUUAGUCGCAUCCCUCUUACAAAUACAGCAAGUUUUACAUAGUUUAAGAGUAAAAAUUAAUGUAGCUCAAAAAAAGGAUCAUCCAAAAUUGUACCUUUGGGCAAAAAAUUGGGAAAAAGUGGAAGUACCGAAACCAGAUAUAACACCAGUACCAAUAAUGGAAGUUACCAAAUCAGGAAAUGAUGAUUCAGAUAGUACAAUUGAACCGUCUCGUCGAGUUGAAGUGAAGACAGAAAUAAAGUUUACUUUAAAGGAUAAUCAUGAUGAAAAAUUAAUAGCUUCAGAUUCAGAGUUGAUGAAAAUUUUAGAGGAAGAUAAUCCAACUUCGGACGAUUCCAAAGUUUCGUGUAAGAAAGAAGAUCUGACAAAUGAAAAUAAAAGUCAUAUUCUUCUUGAUGCACUCACGAAAAGUGCUGCUGCUGAAGAAAAGUAUAAAAAUUCAGCGACUUCGGAAAUAAAAACGGAUACAGAUUUAUUAAAUAAUCAAAAUAUUGUAUCAGAAAAUGAUAUACCUAUACCAGCUGCUUCAGAAAACAGUAUGCAUGAGGAAUUGAAUAAACAUGAAACAUCGACGCCGAUACAGCCUUUUAUUCCACAACCAGAAGCACCAAUUGAUCCAGGGGAGUGCCGAAUGCGAUUGUUAGAACAUAUUGAACAUUUUCAAAAUCAUAUAGACGCAAGAUUAACAUUUAUUGAGGCACAAGUUUGUGCAUUAGAAGCUAUGGAUCCUGAAGAUGUAUCAUCUAGUCCAGAUAUUCAACCACGAACAAAACAAACAGUUCAAAUGCUGCUUCGAGAUUUAAAUACAGUGCGAAAGUUAGCUGCUCUAUGUUAAAUAAAAAUUAUGUUCUUAUAGAAUAUAAUUUUUCCUGAUUUUAGUUAAUCUCUUCAAUUGUUAUGUAACAAAUGCACAUUGUUCCAUAACAUUGAAUAUACUGAUAGCAAUAAUUUAUUACUGUACCAUAAAAUGUAUGUACAGUCAUGAUCGAACAGAUUAUUUAUAUUAUAUUAGUAUUAUU